AGUGCGUCGAUGCCUCACCGUCACCUGUACGUGAAAUGAACACCUGUUGCCGGUGGGCUUUAAAAAGAAAAAAGUGGGUCAUAUUUCAGGUAGUUCGCAGCUCCUCAAAGGAACAAGGCCCUCGUCUGACCCUGCACAAACUGACGCACAACUUCGGACUAAAAGGAAUGCGCGGAGGAAAAUGUGUUUUUAAUCGGAAAUACCAGCGGCUGACACUAACCGAGCUACAGGCUGAACAUGCUGCAGGUUGUAUGAGUGACAGAUAUGGGGUCUGUGAGAUCAUAUUUGCAGACUUUCACUGCGGUGGCAGUUGUUUGCCACAUUUUGGCCGCUGAAGGUGCGAGCUCAGAGGUUCGCGGAAAGGUUGGAGGCGUGGUGGAGCUGGAGUGUGGCGCUCCUCCGUCGGACCCAGCGGCGGUGUCCACCGCUUCCUCACAUGUGGUUGAAUGGGUUCGACAGGGACUUGACAUUCCAGUCUUGAUUAAAUUCGGAUCCCACGUUCCUCGUGUGCAUCCUCAAUACGAAGGGCGUGUGUCCCUGGUGAAAAUCACAGCCCUGAGGCUGGAGGACCUGCAGCUGAACGACCAGGGCUAUUACGAGUGUCGGAUCCUCCUACUCGACAAAGCCACAGACGAGCAACGAAAUGGCACCUGGACUCUGCUCUCUGUAACCGCCCCACCUACAUUUACUGAAGCCCCGCCUCCUGUUGUAGAAGCUCUGGUAGGACGUGACCUUUCACUUUCCUGCGUCGCUGUGGGCAGCCCAGCACCAACCAUCGUCUGGUUAAAAGAUGGCCGUUCCAUUCAAGGAAUAACUGAGCAGGAAGGAGUGUUAUCUCUGCGAGCAGUGAGCAAGCAGUCAGCAGGACAGUACACCUGCCACGCCUCCAACUCCGAGGGAAACGUGACCGGCGUGACAACAGUCAAGAUCAAAGGUCCGCCCGUCAUUGUCGUUCCUCCCAAAAGCACCUCUCUCAACGUGUCCCAGAAUGCAGUCCUGCAGUGCCGGGCAGAGGCCGACCCACCAAACAUGACCUAUGUUUGGUUGAAAGCAGGAGAAAACGUCCAUCACAUAGAGUCUCUGAAGUCACGAGUGAAGAUCGUGGUGGAUGGGACUCUGCUCAUCUCCCAUGUCAUCCCAGAGGAUUCUGGAAAUUAUACAUGUGUGCCAACCAACGGCCUGCUGACUCCACCAACCGCCUCUGCCAACCUCACAGUGCUGCACCCAGCCCAAGCCCUCCAGAUGCCCCAGGAAACAUACCUUCCCACCGGUAUGGAUGGCGUGAUCUCCUGCCCGGCAGCAGCUCAGCCUCCGCUUCUCCGUGUGGAUUGGGCAAAAGAUGGAGAACCACUUGAUCUUUCCUUGCAUCCAGGAUGGACCUUGAAACCAGAAGGCUCUCUAAUCAUGGCUACAGUAAAUGACGACGCAGCAGGCGUGUACACAUGUACUCCAUACAACAGCUAUGGCACCAUGGGUCCAUCUGAGUCAACCAAUGUAAUUCUCCAGGACCCCCCAUCAUUUAGCACCAGUCCAGAGAAGCAGUACAAGCAGGAGGCUGGUAGAACCCUACUCAUACCGUGUCAAGGAAAUGCAGACCAAACGAUUAAAGUGACCUGGACCAAGGUCAAUGUGGAUCGCCGCACUUCUUACUCCAUAGAGCCCAACGGCUCUCUGUUGCUGCAGCCUCUCACCAAGGAGCACCAGGGGUUGUGGGAGUGCAGCAUUUCUAACCGGGUAGCCUCUCUGAAGGCCAGAACACAAGUCUUUGUCAUGGGAACCAGUCCCCAUGCGGCUACCUCUCUGUCCGUCUCUCCAGGGGUGAGGCAGGCCAACGUAUCCUGGGAGGCAGGCUUUGAUGGUGGAUCAGCACAGACAUUUUCAGUUUGGGUGAAAAAGAUUUCGACGAGUGAUAAUGAUGGGAAUCAGGAGUGGUUCUCUGUGCCCGUGCCCCCCUCCUCUGGAACCAGGCUGCAGGUGACAGGCCUGUCUGCUGCCACCGACUACCAGUUCAGCAUCCUGUCUCAGAAUAAAAUGGGGACAGGUCCCUUCAGCGAAUUCGCCACCGCACGCACCUCGGACCCUCCACCGAAGAGAAACAAACCAAAGCCUCCCGUGUCGCUGUUAGCUAAUCUGGGUGCAGCAGGUGUUGUUCUGCAGUGGUCCCUUCCUGAUUCCCAGCACCCUCCUGUCACGGGCUUUGUUCUCCAGUCCCGCACUGAGCCAGGGGAGUGGUUUAAUCUGGACGUGAACAUCAGUGCCAACAGCAGCGAGAUAGUGGUUCCGGGUCUGCACAAGGACUGUGUGUACGAGCUGCGGCUGCUAUCUCGACGCGGGGACUUGCUGAGCGAGCCCAGUCCAUCAGUCAAUGUCUCCACCAUGGGAAUGGAGAUCUACCCAGCCACGUCCCUUCUGCUGGAGUUCGUCCCAGAGCCAUUACUGGCCGGCAUUCUGGGUGGGGUUGGCUUCAUGUGCUUGGCACUGGUCUUGCUGCUUGGGACCGCCUGUGCCAUCAGCCACAAGAGGAACCAGCGCCGCAGAAAGAAGAAGGAUGAGCCCUCUACUGCCAUCUAUAAAUGCUCCCCAUCAAUAAAGACUUCAGGCACCGGCAGUCCAGACAGUGUGCUGAAGAAAAGCCUACUUCCAGCCAGCUCCUUCUAUCCCACAUCCUCGUCGAACACCACCUCCUCCUCCUCGCAGACACAUGAUUCCUCCUUUAGCACAGAGGACCACCAUCGGCAGAAACAUCUCACAACCAACUACAGCAGAGGCCGCCUCACUAAGACAACCUCUUCUCUCAUUUCCCCCGCAAUUGAGAUGAUAUCAAGAGGGCCAGAUGGCAGAUUCAUGCUGCCUUCCUAUGACAAUGAAACGCUGAGUGUUAGCAGCAAGACAAACGUAAGGUAUGACCAACCUUCCAGAGUCCGGAGGUCUGUGUCACUGCACUCUGAGAGAGAAUAUAGGAAAGAGCUGCCAUUUGUACUCUCUGUUGAUCUCCCACCUUGCAAACCUGAGACUGAUUUCAAAAGUGAAACCUGCAGCAUGACCCAGCACCUGCCCCUGCACGUUGUGGGUCACAAGGAAAGCUACGAUGCCUUCCCAGAAAUCAGAAGCGUUUACUCAAACAGUAGCUUGGCCACCAUUCCCCAUCCCGACAGAGGACGGACUCCCACAUUUCCAGUGCUCCCACAUAUCCGAUCUAGCCUCGGUCAGCCGUCUACCACCGCGAGCACGCUGGUGCUCCAGAUGGAACACGAGCGGGAAAGAGGGAACCUGAGUCGCUGCCUGAAACUGGCUCAGGAACGGGAGGAACUGGAGAGGGAGCUCCAGAGGUACACGCUAGAAAGAAACUCCAUGAGAGAAAUACAGAGGGACCAGCCGGACUUUGAGAGCACAGAGGAUGGCUGUGAUGAGCUUGUGUGGAAAUACAAGAGCAGCACCCUGCCUCACAGAUACCCCCCAGGCAGCAAAGAGAGGUGUGGUCUCUCGCCGAGCCCCUUCUCAUCAUCUUCUGUUUACUGGGAGGCCCAUCCUCAUCCCUCUCUGAUGCCAUCCAGGACCUCUCUCAGUGUGCCUUCACCUUCGACUCCCUCUUGUUUUAAGUCCGGCAGCCGUUGCACUCCUCCAUUGUUCACCAAACAGACCUUCUUCCUAUCUGAGGAGGCAGGCAGUUUUUCCAAAGACAGAUUAACUCUCCCACAUCUCUCCUCAAAGCACCAGAGACAUGAAAGAGUAGAGGCAGCACCAGAGGGCUAUGAUAAUUCACCACAAUCCACAGUCUUAGAAAUGCAAACGAAUGAUUCAUGCUCUGAAGCACGGAGACAGAACAAUCUUAGUCAUGGCAGCCUUUCAGUGCCAUCGUUCCAUAGCAAUAAAUAUAGUGAAAGAUCUAAUUCGGCUCUUGAUGCAGCGCCAGACUCAUCAAAGGUGGAGGUAGCGCUCCCCGAGCCCACUGAUGGAGGCCUGUGUGUUGAGAUGAGUGUAGAUGAGCCAGAGCUUGACGUGUGUGUACUGAGGCCUGCUAAACCCAUGCUGCACCACAGGAUCGCCUCUCAUCUGCAACAAGGGCACUCGCUGACACGGGGAGGUCGACUUGAAGACAUGAGAAGGACCACAAGGCUCAACUGCCGUAGCCUUGCUUCUGUGGAUGAUGGCAUAAGGGUCCUGGAUUCUCCACAACAUUCAGUACCGGGACUGUGGAGAGCAGCAAGCCAAGGCUCCAGAACCUUAGAUCCUAAACAACGAAGUCAGAGUCUAGACUUGAGGAGACGGACAGAGACUAAGUUCCUGACUCCUGAUGCAUGGGUAGACUCUCUCAGCCGAGAGGACUGCUCUGUUUCAUCACCCCGUCACCCUGACUCUCUGUUCUGGAAACCUCAGAACUCCCUUCCCAGAAAAAGUUCUAAAUCUUCUGCUGUCUCCUGUCCACCUCCUCCUGUGGACACUGUAUCUCCAAGGAGCUGCUCAGAGAGGCACUUACCAAAUCCUGAUGUGCCUCGCCACUACAAGCCAAGAAGAGAGGCAUCCCUCUUACGCGAUACUGCCAAAUGGCCUGUCGCCUACCAAGAGGUCAUGAAAGAGACAGGAGGUUACUUGGAGGAAGCGUCCACAUGUCUGCUGCCCAACAACAAUGAUCAAGAGGUCGUGGAAGUGGAGGCAGAAGGCUACGAGGAGGAGCCAGAGUCGGGGAGCUACAGCAGUUAUGCCAGCAGUGGCCGAGGCAGCAUGGAACCCACUGGCAGGCGCCUUUCCUUGUGUCACCUUUCCCCAACCCUGGGCAGCUCACCUGAAACUGUAGAGGACACCCAGCACAGUACAGAGGACAAGCACCACUACCAAAUAAAACCAAGCCAAAGCAGAAAGGCCUCCGUAGAUGAGAAUUAUGAGUGGGAUGCUGCUGAUUUGUGCUCACAGCCUGGAGACCAUGAUGGCCUGCUUCCACCACUGAAUCUGCUGAAGCCUGCUCCCAGCAUGCAGCGCUCCACUAAGGCACUGAAAAAUUGCACUCCAGUGUCUUCUCUCCUGGGGCAUCAAAACAGCUGCUCCGUUGGGCCAGAACCAGACACCGUCCUGUUCUGACACUGCCAGCCUACGGCUCAUCUCACCUGGUGUGUCCUUUCACUUAUUGACUCGCAGCGUAACGUGCAUGUGGCAGAAAGUGAGCCAUUGUGUGAUUGAUUUUUUUACCCUUUUCAAAAAAAAAAGAAAGAAAGAAAGACGCAUAAGUACAGAACACUUUCCAGAGGAGGGUAUUCUGUUUGGUCUCAACACGUCACAGUCUGAGUAACAGUAAUGGAGACAGAAAAUCACUAUCGCUCCAAUGCAAUGCUGCAAAUUUUGCUCUAUCAUGUUUUUUUGGCAUUUUUCUUUUACCAGUCUGCCAAUCUGUCGAUAUCAAAGCAUUUCACUGUGCUGAUGGAUUCACCACGUUGUCUUGUGUAGUCUGAUAUGCAUUCUUCAUCUCAGGAUGAGUCAGUGACUACACAGGGAACAAAAACAGUUUCAGUCAUCAUCGAGAGACUGGUUAAUGCAGUGGAUGAUUACACUUUUACAUACCAUCAAUCACCUUUGGGUUCAGCAAAAAAAAAAAAAAAAAGAUGCCUAUGAUAGAUGAGUAAAUAAGGAUAAAGAGACUGAGAUUGAAUAAAGAUUGAUAGAAUAUAAAAGAUUAUUCUGCAGCAAAAGAACUGGUUUACUUUAAUGUUCCAUUUGUCCUAAAAGUGUAAUUUACUAGCACAAAUAGUUAUACGCUUUGUCUGCCAUUACAAAAUGGGAACCCACACAUCUAUUUAGUUUUCAGUUCGUGCAGUCUCCUAGCUCUGACUUCAUUGUGUUCAGUGACUGAAGUGGGUUGUGUCAACUUGUUGAGAUUGUUAUGGCCAUACAGAAAACUUAGCUUUCCAAGGAUCACUGCUCGCUGAGCGGUGAAGUGGUGACUGCUUUUUGUCUCCCUGCAACACUGGCUUCACACUCACACAGUCAUUUACAUUGACACUUUGAAGAUAACAGAAGCGCUGAUAAAUGUCACUAGCUGAAAUCCUUCCGCGUUGAAUGGAAAGUCAGCACAUCCCCCAAGAGCUCAGUCACAAUUCAACAUCUUGAAUCGAAUUGUGUUGUUAUGGCAGAUGCCAUCUGACAAAAUCCUGCUGCAUAAAUUGACUUUGCAAUUUUUUUUGAGUGCUUUUUUGAGUCAUAUUUGUAUUUAUUUAUUUUUUUUUAAAAAAGCAAAUAUCCAGGCCAUGAUCAACAGAUUCAUUAACACAUUCAGUGCUUUAUGCUGUUUUUAUAUCAGUUGUGGAUUACUGUAACUGGGAUUCAGAAUCUAAAAGGGUUCAACCAACAUCUGGUCAGUAAUUAAAAUGGAAAGCUAUGAAUUUCAGGUCGGGCUGAUACUAUGUAGAGUUCAGGUAGCUGGAAAGCACCUAAGUAUGGAUAUCUGACAUCAGCCUGUGCUCAGUGUACCUGCAACCAGCAACCUGCAGUUAGGUGUAUGGGUAGUGAGACAUUGACUCUUUUAAAUAUGAACCCAGCAGAAUAGCUACUACACAACGCACGCAUUCACAUAUUGGGCUAAGGAGUAAUGUUUAAUCAAUAGAGGUCCAGAGAGAGAGAAAGAGAGACAGCGGCCAUUUGCCGUUGCAAUUCCACAAUCCAUACUCAUUCAACUCAAAUUAGAGUAAACAGUGUGCAAAUAAAUAAAUAAUAAUAAUAAAAAAGACUUCUUCUACUGACAAUGACUUGUAAGAGGUUGCCUUAUAACUUGCACAUUUGCUCUGUUGAACAGUUAAAACCUUCUUGACGGGACUGACAUUAGAGGGGUUUAAAAUCGCAGACGCUAAAAUGUAGGAAGCCGUCCUGCAAGCUGUGCUGCGCCCCUUCACUCAGGACCACUUAGAGAAAGAGAGCAGACCAGCUAAAGCGUGACAGAGAGGAGACAGAAAUGAGACUGCUCACUAAACGCCUGAUAUUGAGAGAAAUAUGCUGGCGGAACCUGGAGAAGGACAGUCAAUUAGGGGCUGAUGUUUGCUGCCCUAGCGUUAGCUCGCCGGCCACCUUAAUAACAAGGCAGCGAGCGGUGGCAAGCAAUGCAUGGAUAGUGGUUCAUUUGGCCCUUUAAUAUUCACCUCAGUAUAAGCCCUUGAAGGAAUGCCAGUAGAAUGUUGGUUAUUCUACCUGCAGUUGUGACUGAGCACUUCAAGUUACAUAGUUUUCUUUUAAGGCAUAGCAACGGAAGAUGACGUUAAACACUGAUUUGGUCAUGUAAUCAACAGUACUCAUAUCUCAUGUUGUGAUAUACAGCAUAUUGUUACUUGUAACGUGUAAGAGCCCUAAUUUUCAUGAAGCCAUUCCUCCUCUUGCAGAUUAUAUUCCAGGCACAGUCGUUCCACCAUCGGCACGAACCCACUGAGAGAAAUAAGCUCAUGACUUUCUUUUCCAUGAACAAUGGAGGAAAGGAAAACGAAAAAUUGGUUUUGCUUGCUGCUCCCCUAGCUUAGGGCCCUCACAUUAGUCAAGCAAAUAAUUAACUCAGCACUCUGCCAUGUACCAAAGCAUUGUGGGGUAUCCAUCCUAUAAUUGAAAUUCACUCAUACUGUAGAGGUUACAUUUACUGGAAAUCAAUGUUUCCCUUCUGUAAAACAUUUUCAUUUUCUAGGUGUACAUACGGUAUAUCGUACCACAAGUCCAUAAAUGAUCAAACCCCGCAUGCUUCUCUCUGGAUAUCUACUCAGCACUGCAUUUUCCCAACGUUUUUGAAGUUGACUUUAAAUAUUGCGUUUCUAAUACAUAUUUCUUUUCCAAAUAUGGGGCUUAUCUAACUUACAUGACACUCAUAUAAAUCAUUUUUGUCUGGCCUGAAUUUGAAAAGCUGGAGAGGAUUCGACCAUGAAAUGUUCCUUCAGAAAAUGAUAAACACGACGCUUGCUAGUGGCAGCGCAACAGGAUAAAACACCUGAAAAGAAACAUGUUCUCAAAGAGAUGUGGCAAACAGCGAAGGCUCAUAAAGCUGAUUGUUAUAUUGCUACCGUUUUCAGUUAUUUGUGUACUUAGGGGGAUUAGCUUCAAAGGGAGCGCUCUUUUAUUGCGCCCAUUAAGCAGUGGAUGAAUUAUUUGCAAAUGCCAGGUAGUGACUUUCAAAGCUUGAAAACCAAUUGAGGUCUUAUGAGCGAAAAUGUCAUAUACAAAUUGAAAAGAAUAAACAUGUGGUGCUCACAUCGCCCCAGUAAAGUCACAAACUCACUGUAAUUAGCGAGCAAGUGGAGUGUUUUUGUUGAGAGCGUGGCAACAAUAAAAGUAUUCCUGACUGGGUGCUCUGGAAUAUGAAACAGCCAUGUGAUUACAGAAAAAUUGAAAUUAAUGAAACUUAUCCAAAAAACUGAAACUUGAACAUGCAUCAAAGUUAUAUUAAUUAAAUAAAAUGACAGAAAUCAUUGAAAAAUAAAUAUUUGACGUGUUUUUUUAGUGUUUUAGUUUGGCCCAAGACCCAUCCACUAACAUGGAGGAGGUAGAGUUUAUGACCUAUUCUACAGCCAGACACCAGGGGGAGCUCUACCUGCUUUGGCUUCACUUCUGAGGAGUUGUUGCACCUCGAUCUUUUUACAGUCCAUGUGUCAUAGUAGGCCUUUGUUGCCAGUAGUUUUCUUAAAAUUUUUUGUUGGUGUGUCACUGCUUUUUGAAAACUACUGCCACCUGCUGGUGUGGAGGCUUAUUUUCCUGCCCACAGGCAAUGAAUCAGGCUGUGAGCCAGAACUAUGGCUGUGUUAUCAGUAUUUCUGAACCUGAUCAAGCAACUCUUUGAUGCUGGUUUGGCGUGUACUGGCCCUUUAUACUGCAAGAAGACAUAUAAAAUAUAAAGAAGUUUUUGUAUUUUUAUUUAUUUAUUUUUUUUCUCAAUUUUAUCUGUACUUUGAGUAAUAUGUAGCAUUCCUAGGUGUUGCAACAAAAGAAAAAAACUGAAGAGUAGGCACCUGAUUAUUAAACCAGCGUCCUUCUGAGGGAUUAUAAAACAGAUCCGAGGGCUUUUAAGACUUAAAACAUUGAUCAGUUUGAUAAAUCCCCUGAAAAAGUAGCUUUAAAUAAUUCGAAAUGUGAAUGGUAAAAACACAACGGCCUAUGGAAUUUUUGACCAAACAGCCUACCUGCCAGUCAGAUAUGAUAUAAACACAACUGUACACUGUUUUUAUGUAGCGCUUCGUUGCACACGAUAAAAAGAGAACGGGUUUUAGGAUCUUUAGAGUGAAAAUUUUCAGUAAGGAAUGCAUUCAAUGGAACAUUGUGAUUGAUGUUAUUCAGUUUCGCCAUACGAACUCAACACCUCUGAGAAGAAAACAAGAGCAUGUAGGUACAGUAAAAUGUAGACAUUUUACCUGGAAUGACUUGUCACGGAAAUUCAGGAAUAGAGGGACUCCAUUUACAUGAUCUUGAAACUAUUGAAACAAUCUGUGACGCCAUCCCAUUCUGCCCCUUUCACACUGAGUGGGCUGCCGACUUCACCGACUAAUAAAACACUUGUCUUACAUAUGAACCAGAUUCUAAUUAUAUUAAUGGUAUUAGUAGCGCUGCGCCACAUAACCUCCCCCCACCCCCAAGAAAACGAUCGAAGGUAAUGUCAUCUUUUUUAAUCCCCUGCAAUUCCAUUUAUUCAGACUCUUAUAUCGCUUUGACAUCAGAGAUUACGGGGUGGGACAAACACAUAUUUCUUGUCUGUGGCUGCGGGCAAACAACGAAAGCAGUAAUGAGCGCGUGCAAGUGCAGCUCGGGCAUGCGUCAAUACCUACUUUUCUAAUGCUUGCAGAAUUAUCACAACCUCAUGAUUUUGUGAAAUUCUUUGGCCUCUCCUCCAGCAGUGCCUGUACACCUUUUUGCUGUGCCACCUGCCUGCGUGACUGGGCACUCAUGCGGGUUUUGUUUGCUUCAGAGGAACAAAUCCGUGACCUCAAAUUUCAGUUUGAUGAUUACACUUUGAUUAAGUUCUGUUUUUCACAAACAGCUUCUCCCACUGCAGAUUAUUUAUUUCAUCCAGAUGUAUUUCUCUCUUGGAAAUGGUGGAACGACAUGCCUUUCUGUCUGCGGGCAGAUUUGCUCGACGCGAUGGCCUCACACCAGUGCAAGAGUGUAUCUGAGGUCAUCGUGGGUGCAGAAGUUGUAGAUGGAUGUGGGCUGAGUAUUUGCUGAGUAUACUGAUGAGUCGGAACGUCAACAAACUGACGCUGCUGUUCUGAUCCCAUCGCAAAAUAGUCCCUAUUAAUUUUUAUGUUUUGUUGCUCAGUACGUGUAGUUGGAAUUAAUCGUCUGUGCACUUCGCGGUAUAUGUCCACCCACCAGUUCAUUUCAUCCUAUAACAUCCUUUGUAAGCCUUGUAUUGACAACGAGAGAUCGAUAACAGCUACAUGAAAAGAACUAUAUAGCAAGGUUGGAAAUCCUUUCUAUAAACGCUAUUCUGUCUCCAGCUCUAUCUGUAACUGCAAGGGGCACCUGGAGCCUAUACCAGCUGUCAUUAUGUGAGAGGCAAGUACACCAUGGUAAGGACAACGGUCUGUCACAGUGCUAACACAAAGAGACAGAUAACUAUUCACGUGUAAAACUACAGCCAAUUGAGAGAAUGUGUUUUGAAAAAUACAGUGCUUCAGAGUCAGGUAAAAUCUCAGGACCUUGUAGCUGUGAGAAGACAGUGUUCCUUAUCAAAGCUUUUAAUGGUUAGCAAUGGUUAGAAAAUGGGUAUAAAAUGAGAAAUUAAGCAUUUUAUUGUCCAGCUACUACUACUACUAGAAAAAAGAUCAACAUAAUUUAACUAUGCUAGAAAUGAACUAUGAAGUCCAAAGUUUCAGAAACUAGAGCCUUUAAAAUCCUGGCUGAUUACAGCAUAUCGUAGCAGUUUCCAUGGUAACAUCAAGAGGGGUUCGAUGCUAUAGGUCCAAAAAAUUAUGCUGACAGUGACUUUGUCAGCACUACAACACAGGAUGUGUAAGUGUUUGCGUGAACGGGGUGAAAGCACGCUUUCCAUAUACAGUACGUACAGAUCAUUAACCAUUUUAAUUCUGUGCUGCUUUACUAAUAGUUUGUAAUUUGCCUUUCCUGUGAGCAACCUAAACCUGAUUUCCUGUCCUAGGAGUAGUCUUCCUUGACAAUAUUUCAAACUGACCAGCAUUCAAAAAAUGUCAAAUAGGCAUUUAACGUGAAGACAGCAGUAGGCACUGACAGUAACCGAGUAGAGAGAACAGCAGGCAUUGUUAACAUAAAAUUACAGAAUGUAAACAACAAAUGCCAGCACAUACAAACAGUGGAUUUAACUUUGAUUAUGUUAAACUUGACGCAGGGGCAGAGAAAACAAGUCUUGAAUGCAACACUGAUACAUCUCAUACUGUAAAGAUCCAGAAGUCAUCCAGGUCAUGGUUUAUCCAAAUAAGAAAAAGCUACAAGCAACAAAGGCAGCUGACAAAAUUGGACCUUUGCUGUAGAUGUCUUCUCUUUUUUGGCAUAUCUUACUAGGAGUAGGGCAUUUACUUGAUCAGUUAGGCUCUCUUUACACUCCCAGGGGAAAAACUAUUUACGGCUAGGAACUGAACCCAAAGCAGGACACGACAAGCUGGUGGUCAGGAUAUUCAGGCAUUUAUUAAAAGAACAGAUCUUGAUGUGGAGUGCUUCCCAUGGUUGAGAAUAUCCACAGGCAGAGAAUGUGAGUGGGAACUGAAGCGGGCAGGGUGGCAUGGCGGAGCUGGAGAAGACUGGAUACAGGAAAGUAGGAUCCAUAGGUAAAGUGCAGGUGAAAAUCUGUUAAAUGAGCCAUAAUGUAACACUCAUGCAAGUUUCAUGAGUUCACCACAGGGUUGGGCGCGCACAUUAUCCAGAAGUCGGUCAGUUUAUGCAGAAAUAAUAGGUGUGUAAUAGUCGAAGCUGAUUGGUUUGAUUUCCCCUUCUCACAUAUUAGAGGUUGUGGAAUCAUAUGGGAUAUUGUUGUACAUUUGCUUUGCACCCAGAUAAAAUCAACAAUUUAACUGUAAUAUUAUUAUUUAUAUGUUGAAUGUAUUACUUAACUUGUUAUUGAGAACUAUUCACAUCUAGAUUCAACAGUAAUUAAAUUUAUGAUCUGCAGGCCAGACUGAAGGCAACUCAUUUCUCUGCAUUACAGGAACUACUACAUGAAAUCCAUAUGACUCCAGAGGCUGCACGACAUUCAUAUACCAUUUAACCUUGCAGACAUCCAUAAUUAUUUCUGUGUUUUUCCAUUUUGGAGCAGGCCGUUAUGCAGCAGGUAUUUUAUUUUGCGUGACAAAGAUAAUGAAGAUGGCAAUUAGUGCUUGUUGCUGAGGAUAAGCCGCGGCUAUUAUCUCCUGCCAAGUGUAAAAUUAGUGCGAUUAUCAGGGAUAUUACCAUAGAAAUAUGACCGAACGUGGAUAAUUUAAAGAUAGAAACCUAAAUGGGACUUUUUCAAUCAGUCUAUCUGCACAUCCAGCGCGCAGUCUGAGAAGCAAGAAUUCACAACAUGUCAGUGAAGUUAAUUACCUCACUGAAUGCCUCCCAGCAGAAUGCGGAAUAAUAGCAUCAGGCGAGAGAGUGACUUUUAUUCUGUUGUAUUGGUUUUAUAGUGCUGCACAAUCUUUCUUAACCCCCGUUCCACUUUAAUUAGGCGUUUGCCCAAGAGAUGUACUUUUUGAAAAACAGCUGUGUUCUUGUUAUCCCGAGGGCAAUAACCUUGCAGCGAGUGUUUCUGAUUCUCUCAUUGAUUACAGAGCGCGUUCAUCCAGAAUUGAUGACCUUAUUACAAUGGCGUUUUUCUGUGUCCUUGAGAAUACACUCCUACCAAAAAAAAAGAAAAGAUAAUUGAACCCAAUUUCUCACGGCAGACUGUUGACGUUACGAAGCACUUUUCAGGUUUCUGACUCACGACCAUUACAUUUGACUGAUGUACUGUAUAAUGGCUUCCUGUUCAUUAAAUUAAAUAAUUGUAGGAAAGACCUUAGAGGUUUGAAACAGGAGAUUAACUUUUUUACUAAAAGGGAAAAGAAGGCAUUUAUAUUAUUAAAAGCUUAAUUAAAUAUAUAGAUUUAUACGGUUAAAAUAGAGCUUCUAUUUGUGUACCGUUUGCUUUGUUAAAGAGUUGCUUGGCUUUCUUGUUGGUAUUUUUAGUGGAGGGAAACUUCUUAAACACAAAGCUGCAAUGAUGUUUACAAAAGUGACUAAUUCCACAAAACAGCUUAUCGAGAUGGAAAAUAUGAUGAAGGACAUUUAGACUGAUCCCGUUUCUUUUUUGGAGCUAUUGUUGUUCAUAUUCAAAUGACCAAUUAUAAGAUUUGUAUGUAAAUGUUUGAUUUUUAUGAUGUAUAUGCAGAUUUGUGUUUUUCUUUUUUAUGUUUUAUGCAUUUGUGCGUCAUGUAAAAUGAUUCUGUCUACUGACAUGCACUCCCCAAUUGUCUGAGUGUCUACAGCGUCGUUGAUGCAGCAUUGUUAACUAUUGUGUGAAUUAAUGCACAGUGGGAUAAGCUUCACUGCAUGAUGUAAUUUGAUUUUUUUCCUCUGUCUCUUUGUCUUACAUUUCCCCCUCAAAACUCACCCAAUAUAAAUCAUAGUUAAAAUCCUUACAAUGCACCAUAUGUACUUGAUUUUUGUCAUAUUUUAAUAAAAAAAAAAUAAAAGCGA
This is a messenger RNA of Mugil cephalus (flathead mullet), 13632 nucleotides long. It is a transcript of the gene igsf9a, whose product is annotated as immunoglobulin superfamily, member 9a. The transcript is spliced from 21 exons. The record is from RefSeq and is a predicted model, not a curated record. NCBI's taxonomy places the organism in Eukaryota, Metazoa, Chordata, Actinopteri, Mugiliformes, Mugilidae. Gene Ontology annotation, biological process: cell-cell adhesion. The coding region runs from base 265 to 5076 and encodes 1603 amino acids. Gene Ontology annotation, molecular function: protein binding.